AUGGUCAAGAAAACAGGCCCAACUAAGAAGGCUGCUCCUUCGUCCAAGCAUUCGAAACAGAGCAGCAAAAAGUCAAAUGCCCCGCCAGUGGAAGUCUCUUCACCAGCUCUCCAGAGCGAAGAAGAACAGCAGCGACUUCUAAAUAUCUUUUCAAGUGCUUUCAGCAAGACACUCGCCUCGGAUGAUUUCACAAUACUGCUCCAGGAAAUAAAACAGGCUUUGUUCAAUAGGGAGUUUGCUACCGCUUUUGGGAGAGAGGAUUAUCUUGAAGCCUACGCUGCUCGAUGGAGCCCCACACGAGCCCUUUGCUAUACGACGGUGCUACUCAGCAUCAAGGAUCACCUUGAUGGUAUUCUCAUUUCUAACAAGGAGUCACCACGCGAAGAAUCAGGUCUUAGCCGGAACCAGGGUGAAGUUCCCGCAGAUGAGAAUGACAAGCCGGAACUCGACUCUGAAGGUGGAAUAGAAUCCAUCAAAGAUCUCAAACUUGACAGCACUACACGGAACACCGCUCUACAUAUGCUAUCUGUCGGUGGCUGUGCUGCUGAGCACGUUGCGUUUGCUUCUUACAUUCAAACCACGUCCAUGAAUGGUCGUCUGACACUGCUCGAUUCGGGUCCUUGGGCGCUGGUCGUCUCCCUCCUAGAAUCGAGCACUAUCAACCCGCUACCAAUUUCCAAGUAUGCUUCUGCAGCUCGUCAAGCUGCUAACCGUCCACUGCUGGAAGAGGAUCAGCUCUCGCUCAGUUUUGUCCAGGAAGAUGUCUUGAGCCUUGAAGUCGAUUCACUUUCAGCUCAAUGCGCCAAUGGCAAGGUACCUAUACUCUUGACCAUGCUUUUUACACUCAAUGAAUUGUAUACGACGGCGGGAAUCGGAAAGACGACCAAGUUCCUCAAAAAUCUGGGACAGGUACUCGCCCCAGGUAGUCUCGUGCUCGUCGUGGAUAGUCCAGGCAGCUACUCAGAAGCAGCCUUGGGCAAGGAGAAGAAGAAAUACCCUAUGCAAUGGCUACUUGACCACACUCUUCUUGAAACUGACACCUCUGGGUACUCAUGGGAGAAGCUAGAAUCGGACGACUCUAUCUGGUUCCGUAUUCCAGAAGGCUUAUCGUAUCCGAUCGCCCUGGAAAAUAUGCGUUAUCAGAUGCACUUGUACCGUCUGCAAAAACCAAUUUGA
Fusarium coffeatum is the source of this 1176-nucleotide messenger RNA. RefSeq lists its product as uncharacterized. The record is from RefSeq and is a predicted model, not a curated record. NCBI's taxonomy places the organism in Eukaryota, Fungi, Ascomycota, Sordariomycetes, Hypocreales, Nectriaceae. Bases 1 to 1176 code for a protein of 391 amino acids. The transcript has a single exon.